Messenger RNA from Hermetia illucens (black soldier fly), 1636 nucleotides. RefSeq names its product ras-related protein Rap-2b. The transcript has 5 exons. Lineage: Eukaryota; Metazoa; Arthropoda; Insecta; Diptera; Stratiomyidae. Gene Ontology annotation, molecular function: GTP binding; GTPase activity. Bases 345 to 1196 code for a protein of 283 amino acids. The record is from RefSeq and is a predicted model, not a curated record.
AUACUGCGAAGGGCCACGUACUGCGCGCUAUCAUCAUCAUCUCGCCAGGACACGAAUAAUGCUUUUAAUUUCCUCUUGAACAUUUGGUAGGCAAACCAUAAAAAAAUAAAAGUGAUGACGGUACUCGCGAAAUUCUUUUGAGGAAAGUGAAAAUUACCAGACGGAAGUUACGAGAAAAUUUGAGAAAGUUCCCUUCGUUCUUCUUUUUGUUUGCCGUUAUCGUCGUUUGAGAACGUUUAUUUGAUGAGCCUUAUAAGUUACUGUGUUUAAACAGUGAACAGACGUGAAGAAGUGAAUUGCAGAGCAACCUAUUCCACGCACAUACUCCAGGAAGUGCUGGCACAAUGAAGGGAAGACACUUGAGAAGACGUUUCAGUUUACAGCCAUCCUUCAUGAAGGAUGAUAGUUCGGAUGACAAGCCCAGGAGAGACAGAGUCAACCGCCAGGAUGGUGUAGCUGAUGAUUCAAUAGGCCCUACAAAUGCCCGACAUAAAAUAGUUGUGAUGGGUUCGGCGAAAGUAGGGAAGACAUCAAUUAUCACCCAAUUCCUCUAUAGUAGAUUUUCCCCGAAAUACAAAAGGACUGUAGAAGAAAUGCAUCAGGGAAAUUUUUCGAUAUCUGGAGUAAAUUUAACACUGGACAUUUUAGAUACAUCCGGAGCAUAUGAGUUUCCAGCAAUGCGGGCGCUCUCAAUACAAUCGGCUGAUGCAUUUAUCCUAGUUUACGAUGUCACGGACUCUAGCACCUUUGACGAGGUUCGGAUGAUUCGUGAUCAAAUUCACGAAGCAAAAGCAACAACUGCAGUGCCCAUCGUUGUUGUUGGCAAUAAAAUCGAUUUGCUGGAGGAGGACAGUGGCCUACGAGAGAUGGAUUAUGACACGACUGAAUCUGUAGUUCAACUGGAUUGGGAAAAUGGUUUCGUCGAAGCUUCAGCCAAAAAUAACGAAAACGUAACACAGAUUUUCAAGGAACUUCUUACACAAGCGAAGAUCACAUAUAAUCUUAGUCCAGCACUUAGACGACGGCGGCGACAAUCUUUACCUCCAAAUCAAAUGGGAAGCGGUGGUGGACCGAGUACACCAAGCAGUGCGCCACCAUCAUCGUCCCAUGUUCCAUCACCUGCGCAACUGCAACAUUUACAAAAGAUUCAAGAAAGGAGUCUGGGCGGCAAACGUAACUCUUGUGUUAUAUCUUAAUAGAAUUCAUGCUUAGAAGCAGUUGAGUAUUUUAGUUUGAAUAGAUCUUUUUAAUAACGGGAGUUCUGUUAAAACGGGUGCAGUAAAUAGUAGUUAGUUCUUUUGUUUUGCUUUUAUUGAAGGGAAAUGUUAAUUAUAAGAAAACGUUGGGUAUAAAACAUAAAGAAGCAUGAAAGGAUUCACUUUGAUAAACUUAAAUUAAGACAUGAAAGAAAGAAGCAACAGCAGUAAAGUAUUAUUAAGGUAAUGAUUAUAAUUAAUUAUAUCAAUAUUUAAUAAUUAAUACUGGUUGGCUAACUGUUUUGUCGAAGACUAAUUUCGCGUUUUUCUGGAUUGGAUUGUAUAAUUUAAUACAAUAAUUUUGUACCCCCAUAUAAUGAGAGAGAGAAUGGUUCAACCAUUCUUUUUCGUUUCCACAAGUAAAACUAUUAAAAGGGAAA